CCCUUCCUCCUUCUUUUGCGCCGCUCCACGGGCAGAACAGCGAGAGAACGUGAUCGAUCGAAUUUCAAAAAAGGCACACACCUACCCCUGUGCUCCCGCGAUCACGAAAUUACUCAAAAUCUCCUGAUAACAUAUAUCGGGAGUUAGUGUUUCGUGCAUCCACCAUCCCGUGUGUGACCUAAGUAGACUACACCUCUACGCCCGCGAGGCAUCACCAGUGUAGAACCCUAUUCAAAAUGUCGAACCUCGCCGAUCCGGUCGCGUUCGCGAAGGACUUCAUCGCCGGUGGCGUGUCCGCCGCGGUCUCCAAGACCGCCGUGGCGCCCAUCGAGCGCGUCAAGCUGCUGCUCCAGGUCCAACACGUGAGCAAGCAGAUCACCGAGGACCAGCGCUACAAGGGCAUCGUCGACGCCUUCGUGCGCAUCCCCAAGGAGCAGGGCUUCAGCUCCUUCUGGCGCGGCAACCUCGCCAACGUCAUCAGGUACUUCCCCACGCAGGCGCUCAACUUCGCCUUCAAGGACAAGUACAAGCAGGUGUUCCUCGGCGGUGUGGACAAGAAGACCCAGUUCUGGCGCUGGUUCGCCGGUAACCUGGCCUCCGGCGGCGCCGCCGGCGCCACGUCCCUGUGCUUCGUGUACCCGCUCGACUUCGCGCGUACGCGCCUCGCCGCCGACGUGGGCAAGGGCGCCGGCCAGCGCGAGUUCUCCGGCCUCGGCAACUGCCUCAGCAAGAUCUUCAAGUCCGACGGCCUCGUGGGCCUGUACAGAGGCUUCGGCGUGUCGGUGCAGGGCAUCAUCAUCUACCGCGCCUCCUACUUCGGCUUCUACGACACGGCGCGCGGCAUGCUGCCCGACCCCAAGAACACGCCGAUCGUCAUCAGCUGGGCCAUCGCGCAGGUGGUCACCACCGUGGCCGGCAUCAUGUCCUACCCCUUCGACACGGUCCGCAGGCGCAUGAUGAUGCAGUCGGGCCGCGCCAAGGGCGACAUUCUCUACAAGAACACGCUGCACUGCUGGGCCACCAUUGCCAAGUCCGAAGGCCCCUCCGCCUUCUUCAAGGGCGCCUUCUCCAACGUGCUCCGAGGCACCGGCGGCGCCUUCGUGCUCGUCCUAUACGAAGAGAUCAAGAAGGUCCUGUAAAUCUACUCUUAAGAAUUGUUACCAUCUCUAUUGUGAUUCCGAUCACCGCAAACCGCUCCCUGAAAAUCAUGUAUUAUUAGAAGCGAAAAACGAACCUAGUAACUUAUUUUUAGUUAAAUAAAGUGUUAUACAUUGAUUCCAAUAUGUAUUGUUUUAUUAUGUAAAUGUCGAGUGUUACAUAAGCUUGCUCCGCCUCGCCUCGCUCAGUUUGCCUUGAUAGCGAGUCUAGACUUUGGAAUCACAUAAUUUGUACUAUAAUUUGAUUCAGAGCGACCACUUUCAGAGCCGGUGACAUUAUGUAACGGCCUCAUUUCAUUCCACCCAUUGAGGGCAAGGCCGAGAUCUAUUUCCAGUGUUGUGUUGUGAGUGAGUGUAGCAAUAUAUUAUUGUAUCUCCACGCGAACACUGAGUGAGUGCGUCCUUGUACUUUGGAAGUGUAUUUUAACAGUGUUAUGUAAUGCUAACAUUAUCUGCUGUGAUUUGUUUUAAAUCAUGUGAUUCUCGAGCUGUUAUGUAACGGUAGUGUCUGCAGUGUGAAUGCUAGGGACGACUAUAUUCGUCGCGUUCCGAACGCGAGACAGCACUCUGUACGUAGGUAACAUUCAGUCCAAGCUGUAGGUCAGUUGUCGAAAACAUCUCGAUUUUAAGAACAAUCUUGUUUCCUCGGCGUGAGUUUUUUGUGAGAAAAAUUCAUGCGUAAAUACGAGUGAUUAUAAUAUAGAUAAUGUUAAAAAUGA
Leguminivora glycinivorella is the source of this 1876-nucleotide messenger RNA. RefSeq names its product ADP,ATP carrier protein (gene Ant). Gene Ontology annotation, biological process: mitochondrial ADP transmembrane transport; mitochondrial ATP transmembrane transport. Lineage: Eukaryota; Metazoa; Arthropoda; Insecta; Lepidoptera; Tortricidae. Gene Ontology annotation, cellular component: mitochondrial inner membrane. The coding region runs from base 237 to 1139 and encodes 300 amino acids. The record is from RefSeq and is a predicted model, not a curated record. The transcript has a single exon. Gene Ontology annotation, molecular function: ATP:ADP antiporter activity.